Messenger RNA from Capsicum annuum, 600 nucleotides. RefSeq lists its product as uncharacterized. The record is from RefSeq and is a predicted model, not a curated record. The coding region runs from base 1 to 600 and encodes 199 amino acids. NCBI's taxonomy places the organism in Eukaryota, Viridiplantae, Streptophyta, Magnoliopsida, Solanales, Solanaceae. The transcript has 4 exons.
AUGGCAUCUAAAAGCAUAAUUCCUGACUUGAACAAAGGAGAAAAACUUAAUGGAGACAACUACGACAUUUGGAGUCGUAAGAUGUGGUAUGUACUAGAAGAGAAAAAUGCUCUCGAAGGUAUUAACCAUGUCUUAAGUCUACCAGAAGAGGGCAAUACUGCACAAAAUAGUGAAGUUUAUAAGUCUUGGAAAAAGGUUGAUUCCAUUGCACGUGGAAUCAUACUGACUAUCAAGUUUGACACUUACAAGAAGCGUAAUGAUCAGAACAUCAAACAAUACCUUAGGGUGAUGCUGAAUAUGAUAGCUCAACUCAAAAGUAUUGGUCAUGUUCUGUCGGAUGAGCAGCAGGUUCAGCUCGGUGCUGCUAAAGCUAUUUAUAAUGACUUUAUGGCUAAAUCAAGUGACUCAGGAGCCACUGACCACGUGAGUCAAGAUCGAGAAGCGUUUGUGGAGUUUCGUCGAGUUUCACCUGGAUCAAGGUGGAUCUAUGUAGGAAAUAAUGCAAGACUUAAAGUUAAAGGGAUUGGCACUUGCAAAGUAGAUUUGCGUGAAGGCCGGUCUUUAAUGUUGCAUGGCGUCCUAUAUGCUCUAGAAAUUUGA